Molecule: messenger RNA, 1900 nt
Organism: Diceros bicornis minor
Lineage: Eukaryota; Metazoa; Chordata; Mammalia; Perissodactyla; Rhinocerotidae
Gene: NAA80
Product: N-alpha-acetyltransferase 80, NatH catalytic subunit
Exons: 2
Coding region: 986-1852 (288 amino acids)
Biological process (GO): protein acetylation
Cellular component (GO): cytoplasm
Molecular function (GO): N-acetyltransferase activity; acetyl-CoA binding
Source: RefSeq, a predicted model, not a curated record
UGUUAGCUCAGGGUGAAUCUUCCUCAGCAAAAAAAAAGAGAGAGCCUUAGGUACCCAUGCAGGAGGGUCAUAAACAUCUUCAGAGAGAGACACUGAGCCAGUCUUUAAACUACAGCAAUCACAAGAACUGACAUUCACUGAGUGCCUAUUCUUCACCAAGUCCUGUACUAAGCAUUUUAAGUAAGCUAACUCAUUCAAUCCUAACACGAUGCUAUGAGGAAACUGAGGCACACACAGGGAGGGUAAGCACUUUGCCAAAGGUUGCACAGCCAGAAAAUGGAAAAGCUGAGAUUCGAACCCAGGCAGUCUGGCUAUAGAGGUAGAGCCCUUGGCUCCUACUGCGUGUUGAUAGUAACCAGCCCUGCACACACCCGAAUCCGUUAAGAGGCUACAGCCCCGCAAAUAAAGCAGACGUGAUUCUCACUUCAAGAGCUAUUUAUUGAGCGCCUAGAACGUGCAGGCUCCAGGAUCCACAGGGCACAGGAAAGGCUCGUCUCUCCCACUCCGAUCCGAUGUCUGUCCGAGGGCGGCUGCUUCCCAGGGUGGGGCCCAAAUUUCAGGAGGAAGCUCCGCCUGACUAUCUCCACGCUGGACUGGGGCAGGAGGCCGGUGGGAGCCGAGAUAGCCGAGCUGGGGCGAGACCUGUCCGAGCCCGGGGCGGGGCGCGGUGAGGCGGAAGCGGAGCCAGCUGGAGGAGGGGCUUGCACCUGGCCGGGGCUGUGACACGGUGGCUCCGGGCAGGGCCUCCGCAGAGCCAAAUCGGAGCAGGACCUAAGCGGCGACGCACAGAGCCACAGACGCCUGUAUAGCCGGGGCAGGAAGAGGCGGAGCCAAGGGGAAAUGGAGCCUGCGAUCGCUCGAAGCUGUGACGCGCAGGGGGCAGGGCCCGGCUCGGCAGGGGCGAGAGGUGCAGAGGCGGAGCCAGAGCGGAGCGUGCGUGCGGUCGGUGUUAUGACGUACUGAACGGGGGCGGGGACUCGAGCAGAUGGUGCGCGGCGAGACGCGACGGCUGCAGUGCGUCCGCCGCACCGCUAGGGGCCAGCGGGGGUGGUCCAAAGAACCCGAGCGAGAGACAGCGAGAUACCCAUCGGUGCGGAGCGAGGACGCGGAGCAACCCCGAGCCCGGCUUCAACAUCCAGAGUUGACCCUGAGAUCCAACCUGGCCAAGCUGACCCUGGAUCCUGCACACCAGCCAGAGCUGACCCUGAGCCCCAGGCUAGCUGAGCUGACCCCGGGUUCCACAUGCCAUCCAGAGAUGACCCUCUGUCCUGGCUCAACUGAGCUGACCCUGGAGCCUGUGCACUGCCGACCUGAGCUCCUGGAUGCCUGUGCGGACCUCAUCAAUGAGCAGUGGCCCCGCAGCCGCGCCUCCCGCCUGCACUCCUUGGGCCAGUCCUCAGACGCCUUCCCUCUCUGCCUGAUGCUGCUGAGCCCCCACCCCACCCCCGAGGCAGCACCCAUUGUGGUGGGCCAUGCCCGCCUCUCACGAGUGCUGGACCGGCCCCAGAGCCUCCUAGUGGAGACAGUGGUGGUGGCCCGGGCCCUGAGGGGCCGUGGCUUUGGCCGCCGCCUCAUGGAGGGCCUGGAGGUCUUUGCUCACGCCCGGGGCUUCCGCCGACUACACCUUACCACACAUGACCAGCUGCAUUUUUAUGCGCACCUGGGCUACCAGCUGGGUGAGCCUGUGCAGGGCCUGGUCUUCACCAGCCAACGGCUGCCCGCCAACCUGCUCAGUGCCUUCUCCAGAGCCCCCUCCCCCCGGCCACGCUGCAAGGCCCCUAGCCUGACUGCCCAGGCUUCCCCAAGAGCCCCCAAGGGGCCAUCGUUGCCGCCACCCUCCUCCCCUGCCUGAGCCCUUGACCACCUCAACCCUACCCCCAGCAGGGUCCCCUCCACAAAG